UUUCUUCCCAGAUACCCCGAUCAAAUAUUUGAACAAAUGGAUUUAGAAGAAUCGUAUUUUAUUGAAAUCAUUACUUUCAACUUUCCGAAAAACUCUCUGGAGGUUUAAUUUUGUAGUUGUAAUUCUCAAUAUUCCCUGGGCAAUUUUUUUGUUUGUCCGAUUCAUUCUAACUUGCGUAUUUCACGUCGUAGGUCGAACUUUUGAAAAUAACUUCAAAAAUUUUAAUCCGAUUUUUAUUGAAAGAAAAAGACUUGGUUUAUUCCGAAAUCUAAGAGGCCUCUUUUAAGCACACGCCCCAUCUAAGCAACUAUUUUCUCAGCAAACUUUGGAAUUUAAUGGCGAUGUUUUUUUCAACAUAUCGUCGGGAAACUUCUUUUUAGCAAUAUUGAAGGAUGUGAUUUUUAACAGAACUUCGUUGUUCGUUCGUGGUGUCCGGAGCCAUGUUCACAUUUAUGAAUCCAGUGGAAAACUACAUCAAGGAAAUUCGGGUUCCUUGUAAACUCGAACCGAACGAAAGAGUGACAACUCUACCGUUUGUGUUCGAGUCUCGACCGAGUUCUCGAGUUCAUUCAGCGCACUCACCGGAAAUGAUGUCAUCAUCAUCAACGUUUCUACAUCCCUUUGCCAGACGACAGGAAAUUCCCGCAGUGAAAAAGCAGCUUCAUCGGGAGAUUGUGUACUUCUUUGGUUGUAACAAAGAGUUUUCCAGAAAUAAAGCUGCUGAAAAAUACUACAAAGAUUUACAUACUGUCGGAAUUUCUGGGAAUUUGGAGAACGAGGCAUCGCGCCAGCUUUACCGGUGUUCUACGAAUUGCCCCCGCCAGCGAAUUCUUCUAAAGCGACGCCAAAUUGAAAGAACUGUAGUAAAAUGACAAUAUAUAUGCCAACGAGAGACUGUAGUACCUUUUUAAGCUCUUGGUGCUUUGACUUUUCAUCUUACGUCAUAAUUGGUGGAUUAAAUCUUAACAGUGGUCUGGAAGCUUCUACCAUCGUUGUUACCAGUACUGCUGAGGAAAAACUCUUAAUUUCCUCAAUAGUCUCCUUGAAAGAAGAAAAACCAUCGAGUCUAUCCCCUCUUCUUUUUUAUAUAGCUAGAUCAUGCAACAAUUGUUGUCAGUUUAUCAGAACUAUGACUAUUUUACCAUUUUAUAUAAAGAAUAAUUUAUUUCGUUUAAAAAUAUAUAUCGAAACGGAUCAACGUUGCCUCCAGGUAGUAUUUUAUCUUUAACUCUUUCCCUGAAUUCUUUUUGUUAAUAGAAAUGUGCUAUCAUAAUUUCUGCAUAGGGUCUACUUUUUUCACAUCAAAGAUUGUAUUUAAGUUAAAUACAGACAGUAAUUCAAUUAAUAACAUAUCUUCCUAGUUUGGAGACCUAACAUCACGAACCCCUUUUUGCUGACAGUACAUGUACAUGUGUUUAUUUUCAACAGAUGUUACACCUCGUAAUAGAUGCAAAUGACGCAUUUGUAAAAUAAAAUGCAAUUACUUGUUUAACAGGUAACAUGAUGUUGUUUACUCACAUGCGUUUCUUGGCUGCUGUAAUUUAACAACAGAGAAGGGCUUUGUUUCCAGGGGUUUUCCCCCGUAUGUCCUAUUUACGUGUCCUUUUUAAAUGUUUUUCCAAGAUUCAAAAUUUGCCUAUAAGUUAGGUCAGUUAUCCUGAGUCGUUCGAUAGAGUUGAAGGCCAAAUGAACUUUUUGAAAAGGUCAUUUGACAAGGUCGUUUGGUGUAUAUGGGUGGUUUAUCACGUUAUCCCCCUUUUUAUUAGAAUAGUUUAUACCGGGUUUAUUUAGUAUUGUUGAACCACUAUUUAACACUAAUUUAUAACGAAGGUUUCCCUAUAAAAACCAUUCUUAUUAUAGCAUAAUCUCGAACAUAUUUGUUUUUUCAUAUCUUUAGCAUACAAAUUAAAUUCAAAACCUUUAGUAAAAUGUAAGAAUUCAUCAAAGUACAACUUUAAUCUUAUUAUUAAGCAAAUCAAAUCGAAUCUAUCAAUUAAAAAAAAAACGAAACCAGGAGUAUAUGAUGAACAACCACACUGUCAGGAGUUUGGCGCGUUAUAUAAGUUAAACCUUGAAGAGACGUGGUGACGCACAAAUAUCAAAUUUUUACACGAUUUCCAAUUAUUUUAUAUAUGGUAUGAAAAGAUGAACCUUUGAAAAAUUACGGUGCUCAAAAAAUAAAUAAAAUUAAAAAGAAAAAGAAAAUUACGCGUUGGGCCGACACAAACAUACUAAGUUUUCCUCCCGCUUCAUAGCCACGCAAGCGCAGGAGAAUGUAAAUACUGCAGCGUGGCAUACAUCAUGAGCCGGUAACCUCUCAUUGAAACGUGAUAUCUUCAAGAACUAUAUAUUCAUUAAGGUGCAUUCUCUAAAUGCAUAUUUUUUACCACAGUCAUCGAAUAGCUUCAAAUUUAAAUUCUUUUUUCAGUGUGUUAAUCCCAUUGUAACUAUUUUUAGACAUAAAUCGCAAUCACAUGACACUAAACCAAUGUCCAAAACAACUCGGUUUGUAAUGACCUGUAAAUCAAUAGGUGAUGACUUAUGAUGCCGUAUGUAUUUUACUAGUCUGGCAUUGGACAACAGAGAUUGCACUUUUUUGAUUUUUACAAUGAAUAUAUAUUUAUCUUUCAAAAAAGUCCUACGGCAGAAAAGAUACAAAAGGACUUUAAUUUUUUUGUAGUAUGGUAAAAAAAAGUUGAGUAGGGAGACUUUGAAUUGUCGACCCUUCAUCAAUGUACUUAAGUUUGUUACAUCGUUUCUGUAUAGUUGUUACUGUAUGUUUACUGGAAUAUUACGAAUAAAAGCAUAC
Messenger RNA from Magallana angulata, 2809 nucleotides. RefSeq lists its product as uncharacterized. The record is from RefSeq and is a predicted model, not a curated record. The transcript has 5 exons. Bases 441 to 872 code for a protein of 143 amino acids. Lineage: Eukaryota; Metazoa; Mollusca; Bivalvia; Ostreida; Ostreidae.